Molecule: messenger RNA, 3003 nt
Organism: Dipodomys spectabilis (banner-tailed kangaroo rat)
Lineage: Eukaryota; Metazoa; Chordata; Mammalia; Rodentia; Heteromyidae
Gene: Kcnq4
Product: potassium voltage-gated channel subfamily Q member 4
Exons: 14
Coding region: 232-2322 (696 amino acids)
Biological process (GO): transmembrane transport; potassium ion transport
Cellular component (GO): membrane
Molecular function (GO): voltage-gated potassium channel activity
Source: RefSeq, a predicted model, not a curated record
CCCAGUCGCCGGGGAAGCGGGCGGUCAGUACGGGCUCCGGCCGUUCCAAGGCUCCGAGCGCCCGCCCCCGGCCCCGGCGCGGCCCCAGCCCGGCCCCUAGCCCCCGCUGCCCACGAGCGCCCCGGAUCGCCCCCACCGAUCCCGGGUCCGAGCCAUGUGCCGCUGAGCGCCCCGAGCGCGCCCCCGCCCCGGAUCCGAGCGGCUUCGCCCCCCCUCCCACCGGCGCCGCCCAUGGCCGAGGCCCCCCCGCGCCGCCUCGGCUUGGGCCCCCCGCCCGGGGACGCCCCUCGCGCCGAGCUGGUGGCGCUCACGGCCGUGCAGAGCGAGCAGGGCGAGGCGGGCGGGGGCGGCUCCCCGCGCCGCCACGGCCUCCUGGGCAGCCCCCUGCCGCCGGGCGCGCCCCUCCCUGGGCCGGGCUCCGGCUCGGGCUCCGCCUGCGGCCAGCGCUCGUCCACGGCGCACAAGCGCUACCGCCGCCUGCAGAACUGGGUCUACAACGUGCUGGAGCGGCCCCGCGGCUGGGCCUUCGUCUACCACGUCUUCAUAUUUUUGCUGGUCUUCAGCUGCCUGGUGCUGUCCGUGUUGUCCACUAUCCAGGAGCAUCAGGAAUUUGCCAACGAGUGUCUCCUCAUCUUGGAAUUCGUUAUGAUCGUGGUGUUUGGCCUGGAGUACAUCAUCCGCGUGUGGUCCGCUGGCUGCUGCUGCCGCUACCGAGGAUGGCAGGGCCGCUUCCGCUUCGCCAGGAAACCCUUCUGUGUCAUCGACUUCAUUGUGUUCGUGGCCUCGGUGGCCGUCAUCGCCGCGGGCACACAGGGCAACAUCUUUGCCACAUCUGCGUUGCGCAGCAUGCGCUUCCUGCAGAUCCUGCGCAUGGUGCGCAUGGACCGGCGCGGAGGCACCUGGAAGCUGCUGGGCUCCGUGGUCUAUGCGCACAGCAAGGAACUGAUCACCGCCUGGUACAUUGGGUUCCUGGUGCUCAUCUUCGCCUCCUUCCUCGUGUAUCUGGCUGAGAAGGAUGCCAACUCGGACUUCUCCUCCUACGCUGACUCGCUCUGGUGGGGGACGAUUACACUGACCACCAUCGGCUAUGGUGACAAGACACCACAUACCUGGCUGGGCAGGGUCCUGGCUGCUGGCUUCGCCUUACUGGGCAUCUCCUUCUUUGCCCUGCCUGCUGGCAUCCUCGGCUCUGGCUUCGCCCUGAAAGUACAGGAGCAACAUCGGCAGAAGCACUUUGAAAAGAGGAGGAUGCCAGCAGCCAACCUCAUCCAGGCUGCAUGGCGCCUGUAUUCCACUGAUACCAGCCGGGCCUACUUGACAGCUACCUGGUACUAUUAUGACAGCAUCCUCCCAUCCUUCAGAGAGCUGGCCCUCUUGUUUGAGCACGUGCAACGGGCCCGCAAUGGGGGCCUACGGCCCCUGGAGGUGCGGCGGGCGCCAGUACCCGACGGAGCGCCCUCCCGCUACCCACCCGUUGCCACCUGCCACCGACCAGGCAGCACCUCCUUCUGCCCUGGGGAAAGCAGCCGGAUGGGUAUCAAAGACCGCAUCCGUAUGGGCAGCUCCCAACGGCGGACAGGUCCUUCCAAGCAGCACCUGGCACCUCCACCAAUGCCUACCUCCCCGGGCAGCGAGCAGGUAGGCGAGGCCACCAGCCCCACCAAGGUACAGAAGAGCUGGAGCUUCAAUGACCGCACUCGCUUCCGGGCUUCUCUGAGACUCAAGCCCCGCACCUCUGCGGAGGAGGUCCCCUCAGAGGAAGUAGCAGAGGAGAAGAGCUACCAGUGUGAGCUCACGGUGGAUGAUGUCAUGCCUGCAGUGAAGACAGUCAUCCGCUCCGUCAGGAUUCUGAAGUUCCUGGUAGCCAAAAGGAAAUUCAAGGAGACACUGCGACCAUACGAUGUGAAGGACGUCAUUGAGCAGUAUUCAGCAGGACAUCUGGACAUGCUGGGCAGGAUCAAGAGCCUACAGACUCGGGUGGACCAGAUUGUGGGUCGGGGACCCGGGGACCGGAAGACUCGGGAGAAGAGCGACAAGGGGCCCUCCGAGGCGGAGGCAGUGGAUGAAAUCAGCAUGAUGGGACGCGUGGUCAAGGUGGAGAAGCAGGUGCAGUCCAUCGAGCACAAGCUGGACCUGCUGCUGGGCUUCUACUCGCGCUGCCUGCGCUCCUCCGGCACCUCAGCCAGCCUGGGCACCAUGCAAGUGCCGCUCUUUGAUCCCGACAUCACCUCCGACUACCACAGCCCCGUGGACCACGAGGACAUCUCCGUCUCCGCACAGACGCUCAGCAUCUCCCGCUCGGUCAGCACCAACAUGGACUGAGAGGCUUCUCCGGGACGGGACGGCACUCGGCCGGCCCCUCGGCCAGGAGGCCACGCCCGCCCUCUGAGGCCUCGGGCCUCCUCUCUUACUUGAACUCGCUCCCUCGCGGGGAGAGAGGCCACACGCAGUAUUGAGCUGCCUGGGCGGGCGGCGUAUCUGCCGCCGGUGGCAGGCCCCCCAGGAGCAUGAGAUGCCAGGCCAUGUGGAGGGCUAUAGCAGCGGCUGCCCCAUGGCCUCUGGGCUCCCCAGUACCCUGCCUGCUCCAUCAAGGCUUGACCUGGCCUGUCUGGCAGGGCUUUGUGCUGAGAGUGGGAGUGGGCCCUGGGCCCUGGGCCCUGACACAGCUUCCAGCUAUGCAAGGCGAGGUCUCUGACCUGCCCUUCGGGCAGAGCAGGGAAGCCCUCCUGCCAAGUCCCCACCCCUCUUGGGGAUGGGCCCAAGGUGCCCAACAGGUACCCACAAAGCACAGGACCCAGCCACAAGGCAGAUGGGCACCACAUAUGCAAACUAUGUUAAAUAUGCAACUUGGGGACCCCCAUGGGGUCCCCUCUGCCUCUCCUCCAUUGGGAGAUGGGCUCCAGAAGUAGCUGGUCUCAGGCUGCUCGGCCCUGACCCCAUCCCUAUUCUUUGGCUUAUCACUCCAUCCUCCCUCAGCAUGGGGCCUGGUUCUCCCCUGCCCUC